Molecule: messenger RNA, 842 nt
Organism: Delphinapterus leucas (beluga whale)
Lineage: Eukaryota; Metazoa; Chordata; Mammalia; Artiodactyla; Monodontidae
Gene: PPIH
Product: peptidylprolyl isomerase H
Biological process (GO): protein folding; protein peptidyl-prolyl isomerization
Cellular component (GO): cytoplasm; intracellular membrane-bounded organelle
Molecular function (GO): cyclosporin A binding; peptidyl-prolyl cis-trans isomerase activity
Source: RefSeq, a predicted model, not a curated record
CUCAGAGCAGGGACUAGGUUCGCCGUAACCUCGCGCUCCCGACUUCUGCUUCCGGGUCGGAGCCAUGGCGGUGGCAAAUUCAAGCCCUGUCAAUCCCGUGGUGUUUUUUGAUGUCAGCAUUGGCGGCCAGGAAGUUGGCCGCAUGAAGAUCGAGCUCUUUGCAGACGUUGUGCCUAAGACGGCCGAGAAUUUUAGGCAGUUCUGCACUGGAGAAUUCAGAAAAGAUGGGGUUCCAAUAGGAUACAAAGGGAGCACCUUCCACAGGGUCAUAAAAGAUUUCAUGAUUCAGGGUGGCGAUUUUGUUAAUGGAGAUGGUACUGGAGUCGCCAGUAUCUACCGGGGGCCAUUUGCAGAUGAAAAUUUUAAGCUUAGACACUCAGCUCCAGGCUUGCUUUCCAUGGCAAACAGUGGUCCCAGUACCAAUGGCUGCCAGUUUUUCAUCACCUGCUCUAAGUGUGAUUGGCUAGAUGGGAAGCACGUGGUGUUUGGAAAAAUCAUUGAUGGACUUCUGGUGAUGAGAAAGAUUGAGAAUGUUCCCACAGGCCCCAACAAUAAACCCAAGCUGCCUGUGGUGAUCUCACAGUGUGGAGAGAUGUAGUCCAGAGGAAGACUGAAUCAGACUGAAUUUAAGAAGGCAGCAACUGGCGCACUUGUCCAUACCCAGCAGAUAGUAGACGCUUAAUAAAGAACGAAGGUGGACGACUUCAUCUACAUCAUGCGGCAGCCUCAAUUACAAAUCGUUUGUGAAACGUGCAUAGUAAUCCCUGUUUCACAUGGCUGUUUUAAGAAUAAAAUGCACGAAAAAUGCCUAGCGUGCUCAAUAAACGUGAGGUGAAAUUAAA